UUUCCAUCUAGACUAGCUAGCUAACGUGUUUAAUAUGACAUAUUACUAACGUGCUAAUAUAGACGAUACCAGUGGCUUUAGCAAUGAUUAAAAAAAGACGAUUCACGAAAAAUCCGAAAUUAAUAUUUAAACCGAAUUUCAUUUAGCGAGUCUAAAUGUAGCUAGAUUAACUAGCCAUGGAAUCUUUCGAGAGAUAAACUCUAACGUUACCCCAGUAGAAUAACGUUGAGUUAACUAACGUUGUGGCUAGAAACUCGCUGAAAAUGGACGCGCUUCACAACUUUCCAGAGGACGAGAGGGUUGAAAAGGUCACUUUGGAUCAGGAUCCACCUUACAUGGAAAUAAGGACAACAGUAGACGGUCCCCCGAAUGCUGGCUGGAAGGAGACUGGUCCAUUGUCCAAGUGGUCCUCAGCCCAGAAAGUGGAGCCGAGCUAUGGCUUGAGCUUGCCUUUGGGAGAAGACUAUGAGAAGAAGAAGCAGAGGUUGCAACAAGAGCUACGUCUGGAUUACAGACGCUACAUGGCUCAGGAACAAAAUCAUGGGGGAAGAAAGAAAAAGGACAUGAAGAGUGUUGAGUCAGGCUCUCAGGCGCUGUCUCUGCCUAUCGCCGAGAGGAGAUCUGCGAAGGACAGAUUAAGAAAUGAGAGAAACGAGGAGUACAAUCAGUUUCUUAGAGGACAAAGGCAGGGAAGAUUCACGCAAAACUCAGGUUUACAGCAGGAGCAGCACAGGCCUGGAGAGCACCAUACUAUCCCCAGAGCUCGUCCAGAAGUCCCCAAACUCCCGCCUGUCCACAGCGCCCCCGCGCCCCGCGAGCGCCUCCCGUCCAGGAGAGACGCGGCCACCCUGACGGAGACCGGGAUGGGGACGCAGACCCGGCAGAGGCGGGGUCGCAGGCGCUGGGGGGAGGGGCCGGACCCCCCGGGCAGGAGGGUGGAUUACGACUCGCAGCAGGACUACUCUGAAGACGAGCUGGACUUUGUGGACAGAAGGCCCAGACGGGUCAGGGAGCCUGAGUACACCGAGAGGAGGGGGCACCGGCUGUACCACAGGCCUGACCGAGAAGUGCCAAGACUAAGAGAGAGAGUGGUUGAUGACUCUGAUGAUUACCCUGAAAUGGGUCAUUAUGUCCAAAGACCAAGGAAUGACAGAGUUCACUGGGAGAGGAGGAAGCUGGAGACCCCUCCCGUGUACGAGGAUGACUAUAGGGAGAAGAUCCAAAGGACACUGUCAGCUGCACCCAAUCCAAAGCUGCAGAAUCUGCAACCAGCACAGCCGAGCGAAAGAGCCAGAUCGGUCAGCACCAAGGACAGAGCCGAGUUUGCCACGGGACUGAUGAUCGGAGCUGCGGACGCAGACCUGGCUGCGCAGGCGAGGAAGGAGAGGUACAGGCGGGAGCUGCUGGAGCAAAUGGCCGAACAGCAGAAGAACAAGAGGAAGGAAAAGGAACUGGAGCUCAGAGUUGCUGCCACUGGAGCCAUUGACCCAGAGAAAAUGGUAUCUUCUAGAAGGCAGGAUGAUUUUCGAAGAGUCAGAAUAGAGCAAAACCAGGAUCAGCCAGAUCGAAUCAAACAAUUUGGGGCGGUGACCCGCGAGUACGAAGGCAAGAGGCGGGACGUCCCGUACCGGCCGGGGCGGGGCCUGGACGCGCUGGGGUCCGAGUCGGAGAGGCGGCGGCGCGAGGAGAGGCCCCCCGCCGACGCGGAGGACGGGGGGCCCCCCGAGAAGCCGCGCGUGGCCUUCCAGGCCCCCGUGCCCAGCUACGGCAGCCUGGCGGGCAGCGGGGCCGCGGGGCAGGGCGGGGCCGCUCCUCCCAACCCAGACUUCCACAGGAGUCUGUCUGGCACACUGGGGGAGAUCAUCACACCCAGAAUCACAGGUGUCCCGCCUCCCCCUGCACCCACGCUGGCAGACGCCUACAGAACUCCGUAUGAUGAGGCCUAUUACUACUACGGAGCCAGAAACCCUCUGGACCCCAGCCUGGCUUACUACGGGCCUGCAGCGGGGGGACUGCCUCCCGGAGCCUUCCGCAGCCAGCCGCCGGGGGCCCCGCAGUCGCAACGGACCAGCCAGACAGGUGCUGCGCCCACUGGAGCUGGAGUCGGAGUCUUCCCGACAGAGAGGCCCAAACAGACGAAAGAAAGCAUGCUCAGCUAUCAGGAGGCGCUCAAAAAACAGAUGCAAGAAAGACAGGAGAGAAAAAAACAGGAGAAGGAAGAGAAGGAGCGCUUCGAGGCCCAGCUGGAGGUUGAGAUGAGAGCCUACAACCCCUGGGGGAAGGGUGGAGGUGGCGCACCCCUCCGAGACAGCCGGGGGAACCUCAUCACGGAUCUGAAUCAAAUGCACAAGGUGAACGAGGAGGCCUACUUGAACCCCGACUCCCGAGGCAAGAAGGCGGGGUCCGUCGGCAGGAGCCUCCAGGCGCCCAGGGGGGAAGACCGAGCGCCCUCUCCCCACAGGAUAUCAGGGUUUUCCUAUGCCCAGGCCCCUGCUUUUCCUCGGGGCAAUGCUUCUGCGGACCUACCAACACCGCAGCAGAUUCACGAACAGGACAAGUACAGGGACUACCUGAAGCAGCAGAUUGAGGAGAAGCGGCAGAAGGAGGCGGAGGAGCGGGAGCGCUUCCGGCUGGAGGAGGAGAGGGAGGAGAAGAGGCUGGCGGAGCAGAGGGCUCGGAUACAGAGGGAGUACGAGGAGGAGCAGGAGAGGAAGAGGUCCAAGGAGAGGGAGCAAAACGCCCAGAACGAGGAGCAGAUCCGGCUGCUGAAGGAGCGGCGCAAGGAGGAGGAGCGGAAGAAGCGCGAGGAGGAGGAGAGGGAGAACGACCUCCUGAGGCAGCAGACCGAGAGGGAGAAGGAGAGGGUGCAGCUGGAGGAGAUGCCUAGGGAGCCAUCUCCACCAAUCCCAGCUGUGCAGAAAAGGCUCGCCUCUCAACUCAAGUCCAGACCCCUGUCUGUGGACAGCCGGCAGUCCAGCACUACUCUGUCUGAGCGCUCCAUGUCCGUUCCGCCCUCCCCACCGGUACCGGCCCGGAAAAACCAGCUGCGAGCCGCAGUGGAGCAGCCGGGCGUGAUCGGCGAGCUGUCGGCCCUGCGCAAACAGCUGCGCAGUGAGCAGAGGCGGCUGGACAGGGAGCUGCAGCAGACUGAGAGGGGCAGGGAGAGGGAGAGGGAGGGGCUGGACAGCCCUGUCAGCACCAGGCGACGGGAGCAGGCGCAGGUGGACGUGUUCGAGAUGGCGAGGCUGCGUCUGCAGGCGCCGGUCAGGAGAAACUCCAAAAUGGCCGCCGGGCCCAUCAACCUGCAGAACAUCCGCGACUUCAACCGCCUCAAAUACCGAGACAGCGAGUCCCGCGAGGAGGUGCGGCAGACCUACCCGGACCCCCCCGUGGACGACCGCAGCCUGGAGCUGCAGCAGCAGGCCCUGCUGAGGGAGCAGCAGCGCAGGAUCAACCGCAUGAAGAGGAGGGAGGCCGCCGAGUACUUGGACCUGGCCCCUCAGGCAUACCCGACUCGUGAUGUGAGGAAGAGCUCGGCUGGGAACCUGCUGAGAGAGUCCCUGCUGGAAUCGGAGAGCGCUUUUAUCGACUCCAGCGGGGACACCUUCCCAGCGCUUACGGACCGCCAGGCCAAGCCGGGCCCCAGAGCCAGACCCCCCUCAGCCACAGAGUGGGAGAGGGCAGCCAAGAGGCCAGACUACGAGCGUGAGCGCGCCCCCUCUGAGAGCCCGGCGGGGCCCGUGGGGCUGACGGACUCGCGCUCGCUGCGGUCGGCGGACAGCCUGAGCCUGGAGCAGCUGCAGCGGUCCAACCAGCGGCGCAUGCAGAGGCUGGAGGAGGUGGGCAGCCGGGCCUCCACCGCAGGCGACGCGUACUCGGACGACGGGGACAGCUUCCAGCGGAGCGCCACCCCGCUGGACCCCGAGCGGCGCUGCUCGGUGCAGACCUUCGCCACGGAGCCCUGGAUGAGGCCCGGCACCUCCGAGUCCCUCAAGCGCUUUAUGGAAGGGAGGGGCCACAGGGAGGCCCACCGCUGGGAGGCCCCCGACUGGGAGGGCCCUUCCUCUUACCGCGGCUGAGCGUCCCCCCCCAAUAUACUGAGCACUCCUCUGCUAUUCCCCCCUCAAAAUACACUGAGCACCUCUCAGCUAUUCCACCCCACCCAAAUACACUGAGAACUCCUCUGCAAUUCCCCCUCCCAUACACUGAGCACUCCUCUACUAUUCCCCCUCCCAUACACUGAGCACUCCUUUGCUAUUCCCCCUCCCAUACACUGAGCACUCCUCUGCUAUUCCCCCUCCCAUACACUGAGUGCCCCUCUGUGCCAUUCCACCCCCUAAACACACUGAGCACUCCUCUGCUAUUCCCCCUCCCAUACACUGAGCACUCCUUUGCUAUUCCCCCUCCCAUACACUGAGUGCCCCUCUGUGCUAUUCCAGCCCCCAAACACACUGAGCACUCCUCUACUAUUCCCCCCUCCCAUACACUGAGCACUCCUUUGCUAUUCCCCCCUCAAAAUACACUGAGCACCUCUCAGCUAUUCCACCCCACCCAAAUACACUGAGCACUCCUCUGCUAUUCCCCCUCCCAUACACUGAGCACUCCUUUGCUAUUCCCUCGCACAUACACUGAGCACUCCUCUGCUAUUCCACCCCCCAAAUACACUGAGCACUCCUCUGCUAUUCCCCCUCCCAUACACUGAGCACUCCUUUGCUAUUCCCUCGCACAUACACUGAGCACUCCUCUGCUAUUCCACCCCCCAAAUACACUGAGCACCCCUCUGCUACCCCCCUGGGUGUGUGUGUGUGUGGGUGUGCGUGUGUGAGCAUGCGAGUGUGCGGGUGUGAACAUGUGUGUG
Molecule: messenger RNA, 4858 nt
Organism: Anguilla anguilla (European eel)
Lineage: Eukaryota; Metazoa; Chordata; Actinopteri; Anguilliformes; Anguillidae
Product: centrosome and spindle pole-associated protein 1
Exons: 34
Coding region: 264-4079 (1271 amino acids)
Biological process (GO): positive regulation of cytokinesis
Cellular component (GO): spindle pole; microtubule; centrosome
Source: RefSeq, a predicted model, not a curated record